This is a messenger RNA of Henningerozyma blattae CBS 6284, 567 nucleotides long. RefSeq names its product NAD(P)H-dependent oxidoreductase. Gene Ontology annotation, cellular component: cytosol. The transcript has a single exon. The record is from RefSeq and is a predicted model, not a curated record. The coding region runs from base 1 to 567 and encodes 188 amino acids. NCBI's taxonomy places the organism in Eukaryota, Fungi, Ascomycota, Saccharomycetes, Saccharomycetales, Saccharomycetaceae. Gene Ontology annotation, molecular function: NAD(P)H dehydrogenase (quinone) activity.
AUGAAGAAGAAAAAAAACCAAGCAAAUGUAACAAACAAAAUGACAAACUCUUCUUUAACUUCUCAAUCUAAAAAUGCCUUAAUUGUCUUGGCCCACCCAGAAAGCCACUCUUUAAAUCAUUCACUAAUGGAAGCUACAGUGAAAGAUUUAAAAUCCAAGGGAUAUCAGGUCAAAGUUAGUGAUUUAUAUGCCAUGAAUUGGGAUGCAUUUGUUAAACGUUCUGAUUUCAAAAAUGUCACCGAAGUUCAAGCCGUUUCCAUGCUUGAAGCUUCAGGUAGAGCAUACACUGAGAAAGCUUUAACUGAAGAUGUGAUGGAAGAACAAGCUAAGAUUGAAUGGGCUGAUUUAAUAAUAUUCCAAUUCCCACUAUGGUGGUACUCUAUGCCUGCUAUUUUGAAAGGAUGGUUUGAUCGUGUCUUUUCUAAUGGGUUUGCUUAUGGAUUUGGGUUUCCACGUGAUGACGAUAUCUUUUCAAAGAAAAAGGCCUUGAUAAUGGUUACCAUUGGUGCGGAAGAAAAAAGAUUCUCAAGAAAAGAUGCUUAUUGUAGCACUGAUGUUUUACUAUGA